ACUAUAAUUAUACGCCCUAUAUUGAACCGGAUAGCGGUUGUCAAUGAAGACCGAUAUUUGCGGCUAGCAAGUAUUUUAUCGUCCUUCAUCAUUUCAAUAGAUAAGAUGUUCCAGAUUGCCCUACGAUUGAUUUGAAUGUACAAAGCCCCUCUACUAACUCAAUCAAAAAACGACACCCUUUCCUUCUCUCUGCUGUACUUCACCCAAUUAGAAAAACGAUCCCCAUAAAUUCGGAUCUCCAAUUAUACGCAUCCACAAUCCCCCUGUCGACCAUUCUUUCCAUCCCCAUCUCUGCCCUUCUCACCAUCUUCUUCCUCCUUCUCCAAAAAACAACACAGCCAUGGCGGCCAAUACCGACAAAUCAAACGAACCGGUGCACGUGCUCGUCUUCCCUUACCCAGCACAAGGCCACUUAAUCCCUCUCCUCGACUUCACCCACCACCUCGCCGUCCGCAGCGCCGGCCGUCUCAAGAUCACCAUCCUCGUCACCCCCAAAAACCUCCCGCUCCUCCAGCCGCUCCUCUCCCGCCACCCUCCCACCGUAAUCCAAUCCCUCACCCUCCCUUUCCCUCCCCACCCUUCCAUCCCUCCCGGCGUCGAGAACACCAAGGACUUCCCGCCGCCCAGCUCUGGCGUCCAGGUCCUCAUGAUGGCCGCCCUCGGCGACCUCCGCUCCCCUCUCCUCAGCUGGUUCCGCUCCACCCCGUCUCCGCCCUCCGCCAUCAUCUCCGACAUGUUCCUCGGCUGGACCCACCGCCUCGCCGCCGACCUCGGCAUCCCUCGAGUCGUCUUCUCCCCUUCCGCCGCCGUCGCCUUGUCCGUCAUCUACUCCCUCUGGCGAUACAUGCCCAGCCUCCCGGAAAACCCCGAUUCUCCCUUCACGUUCACCAACCUACCCAAUUCCCCCACUUGGCCCUCCUCCCAGCUCUCCCCGAUGUACCGCUCUUACGUCGCCGGCGACUCUGUUUCCGAAUUCGUCAGGGACGGGUUUCUCGCCGAUAUGGAAAGCUGGGGUGCUGUUUUCAAUUCGUUCCGCGGAUUGGAAUCCAGGUAUUUGGACUAUUUGAGGAAGGAAUUGGGGCACGAUCGGGUGUGGGCGGUCGGACCUAUACUCCCUCCUCCCGAUGACGGUAAUCGGGGGAAGGAUCGAGGUGGGGCCAGCUCUGUCUCGGUUGCCGACCUCGAGGCGUGGCUGGACACGUGUCCCGAUGACGGAGUCGUGUACGUCUGCUUCGGGAGCGAGGCCGUGCUGACGGCGGAUCAGACGGCGGCUCUGGCUUCGGGAUUGGAGAAGAGUGGGGUCCGCUUCGUGUGGAGCGUGAAGGGCGGGGGAGGAGGACACGUGGCGAAGGAGUUCGAGGAUCGGGUGGCGGGAAGAGGCGUGGUGAUUCGGGGGUGGGCCCCGCAGGUGACGAUACUGGGGCACCGGGCCGUCGGCGCGUUCCUGACUCACUGCGGGUGGAACUCGGUGCUGGAAGGGAGCGUGGCCGGGGUGCCGAUGCUGACGUGGCCAAUGGGAGCGGACCAGUUCGUCGACGCGACGCUGCUGGUGGAGGAGGUGAAGAUCGCGGUGAGGGUGUGCGAAGGGAAGAGCUCGGUGCCCGACUCGGACGAGCUGGCCCGGCAGCUGGCGGAGCUGAUGGCGGAGGAGGGCCGGGAGGAGAGGAAGCGGGCCAAGGAGCUGAGCCGUGCGGCGGUGGAGGCCGUUGGAGAUGGCGGAAGUUCGGCCGAGGAUUUGGAUUCGCUGGUCAAAGAAUUGGUCAAGCUGACUUCACCAUCAGACGUACAAGUUAGUUAAAUUAACCGUCCCACGUGCGUGUAACGUGGGAAGUUGUAGUUCUUGAACUGCAAUUUUGGCGCCUGUUUCUUGUUAGGCUGAUGUCGACUUAUGGCCUUCAUUGGCAUUCCGAAUUUAGUGUUGGAUAAUAACACCGAUCAUCAUCACGAUUAAUGUCUGCUCCCUAAUCAAAUCUCAGCUGUUCUAUCGACACAACCAUCACGUAGCGUCACAUGAUUGCGCCAUUUCUCAUUUGUUCUGCUUCAGUUACUUUCAUGUUCUGCUUCAGAUUUGCUCCACAUCAUUUCAACGAAUCCCUUGAAGGUAAACGGAAUUUGCCUCGCGAAUGCACUGGUGAAUUGCUGUCCGAGGUCGUCUGCUCCAGUGAAAGCAUUUAGUUCCAUCCCAAAUCUCACCUUGAUUACAUUAGCAUAUCCUGCAUAUGAAAAUGAAGCAACAACUUGUGCAGCAAAGUAAGGAACUUCAACCAAAAAAAAGCACAAGUUCCCGCGGCUUUUGUGAAAAGUAUAAUCUGUUUGCUUUUCCAGCUUCGAGCAUAUCUUAGUUUCUGAAACCACACAGUUGAAACCAACCUGCAAAUCUAUCGUCUCCGCACCUGCUGCUGCUGCAACAGUGAUCUUCGUAACCAACUUUGCCGCAUUGACCCUGAAAGCAUUUGGUACUGAAAUCCCUGAGAAUUCAUGACUGGCAAGCUUCCUCUGGUUGCACCACUUAUCACGAUCCGUUCCACGAAUUUCAUCCCAAAUAGAUCGCUCAUAAUUCCGAGAUUAUUCUCCCCUUAAUGAAAUAGGCAACAAAGAAAGAGUAAACAUAAACACGGGACUUCAAUCAGCAGAAGGAAGAAGCAAAGCAGAAGAAUCUGAAGCCAGAGAGACUAAUCAAAACAAAGUAGCCAUACCUUUCCAUAUUGGGGGAAGUUGAUUUCAAUGUGUAUCAACAGUACCAGGAUCCACUGUAUAAAUUUCCGUGGCAAGGAGCAAGGGAUAUCUGAUAAUCAAAGAGCGUCUUAUAGUGAACAAGUGGCAUAAGAACUGGACCAUACAUGGGAGGCAGCUGAUGAUUCAUCACCACUGUUUCUUUGAUGUAGAACAGCACAUACUGUGAAACAAAUACUACAACGAAGAAUGUCACCAACCCAUAAAGAAGCAAGAUGAUGGAAGUCUGAGAGUAACCCAGAAGAAGAACAAGCCAUAGGAAGGCCACGCAUCCAGAGAGAUCAGGUCAGGAUUAUACGGAAACUAUAAAGCUAAAUUGCAGAACGUUUAUCUUUUCAUUUUCAAUCAAUCAUGGAUUCUUUUAAAAUAAAAUUUUAACUGAUUCUAUCGAGCCAACCGUGUAAGCAUUUGGAUCCGGAUAGCAGUUAAUGGCGAUAGGUAAAAAACGAAUUGCAGUAUUUUCAACGCCGACCAGAACCUUGAGAGUUGAAAAUACUGAGAAAGAAAAGCUUCAUAACACUGUCUACAUGCUAGCUGAUAAUGCCAGUGUAGGAAUCCUGUCAGACUAAAUACCUUUCUAAAACAACGACUGUCCACAUGGCAGCUGAUAAUGCCAGUUGUAGGGGAUAAAAACAGAAAUCGCUAUAUGAGUUUUCAGACAGCAAAUUGCAGCAAGUUAGAUAUUGCAUGUAUAACAAUGGAUGUUGCCUAUGAAUGUUCUUCGUUGGAACUCAUCGUUGAAGUAUUCUGGCUCUUCCGUCCUUGCAGAUUUCAGCUACCAGGCUCGAUUAUAACUUCUCAGGGGAAUCUCCUGUCGAUGGGCAAGUCGUAAUUCAUCUUCAUCAGCUUCCACAAUCCACAUAGACACCUGCCUGGUUGCAGCACCUACAAGUCCGCAUCAACCAUGGAAGGAUCAUGAUGUACUAGUUGCUUGAUCAAGUCAAGUCGUAUGAAUUAUGUUCAAAACACUUUCCCCCUUUCACUUCUUCAAUCAUGUUAGCACUUACAACUUACAAGUUCUGUAUCAAUCAUGUCAGUAUAAGGUGACAAUGGAGUCCUGAACUAAAAGGUAGUCACACAGAAGCCAUCGUGACCAGCAACUAAGACAUCAAGAAUACAUAGAAAAGACUGGA
Messenger RNA from Linum trigynum, 3866 nucleotides. Lineage: Eukaryota; Viridiplantae; Streptophyta; Magnoliopsida; Malpighiales; Linaceae. The record is from the annotation of a GenBank genome assembly.